UAAACUGCAAUUAAACACAACAGGUAAAAUCAGCAUCUUGUUUCAAUGAAGAAACAGUAUAUGCCACUAUAGGUCACGACAGAAAACGUAAGCAACUCUGGUCCAACACUGGUCCAAAAGAACUUCCUGUUUCAAUCAUUUUAAUGCUACACGAACAUUUGAACAAAAUACAACCAACAAAACAUUUAUAACCAAAUCAAAAUGUUAAACAAAUAACCUUAAGAUUUAAUUAUAUAUGUAAGAUUUCAAAAUAAAAAAGAAAUGAAACCGGAAGACCUUCUGGAUCAGUAUUUAAAUUUUGAGAAUGGUCUGUAGGUAGAUUUGUUUUCCUUUCAUAUGCCAAAUUGAAAAUCACCUUAUUGAGUUUUCAUUUGCACAAGAAAUUUAAGUAUAAUCGAAUUUCAAAUUCACACACACAAUUAUUUUCUAAAAUGCUAUCAAGGUUAAACAAUCAGCAAUUCUUUGGCUGAAGGUCAAACAGACGUGCUGAGCGCUGGCUCCUUACUGUGAUGCAAAUUCUGUAGGAAUUAUUUUGAGUCUGAUUUUAGGUUCUGUGCAGAUUAAUUUAGAUAACAGAAACGGGAUUAGUUUUGGAAAUUAAAUUAGGCAAAAUAACAGGAAAGCUUUUGUGGCGAUAUGUAGUCAAGAUAAAUCCAUCUGAAAACAGAAUAAAAAAAUAUUUUUGUUUUCUGUGAUGUGUCAAAUCUUAUCAGAGAGCGAUCAAAGUCUUGUAACAUUGGUUGCUAAUAUUAGGUCAAAGGUCCAACUCUGUCUGGUUUCAUGUAGAUUAAGCAUCUCAGAUAAAUCUUGUCAUUAAUGAGGAUAUUUAAGAUUACUCAUCUAAAGAAGGUUAUUUAGUUUUGAGCUCCCAUAAAUUAAUCACAUUCAUGUUUCUAAACACAGAAACAAUUAAGAAACCCCCACUGCACACAAAUAUGUGUCUACAAUAGUAUUCAAACUAAAGAAAGAGAUAUAAAGGAGAUUUAAAAAUGUGUUAAUUUAAUGCUGCAUAUUGAUUUCUUUGUUUAUCUGUUUAUUUCGGGGGGGGGGAUAAUAACAGCUCUUUAAAUAAUAAACGUAUCAUACAAUUAUUUCAAUGUAUUAGUUGUACAGUUCAUUUUCCAUGUGCUAUCACCAUAUGCAUUGAUAUCAGGACCUAUGUUACAAUGUCAGGAUGUCAAGUUAUGAUGUGGAGCGCUCCUGACAGCAAGGCACUACACAAUGGACUUUGGGUCUCCACUCCAGCAAUCAACUCCUAAUACUGUAUAAGUACAGAUAUGAAACAGCAACAUCCUCACUUGUUCUACUGGACAGUACGGAGACUAAAACCAUGAAGGUUCUCUUGGUUCUCGCCCUUGCUGUGUUUACAGGUUGCAAUGCCAACCUUUUCUAUGCUGAUGAGCCCAAGCCACAGCUGGAGCAGUUGACUGAUGCCUUCUGGAGUUAUGCUGCUAAAGCUACAAACACCGCAGAGGAAACCAUCAAGAUGAUCAGGAUUUCAAACCUGGGGGAAGAAGUCAAUGCUAGGCUGACACAAAGUGCUUAUAUGGCCAGCGAAUAUGCCAUCACCCUCAGGAAACAGGUGGAUCCUCUGACUGAAGAGUUCAUGACAAAAAUCACCAAGGAAGCUGAAGCAUUGAGGGAGCGUCUGGGUCAGGAUCUGAUCACAGUGAGAGACAAACUGGAGCCCUACGCCGACAACUUAAAGAGCGACAUUCAGCAGAGAGUGGAGGAUCUCAGAGCAGCCAUGGCUCCAUAUGCAGAUUCUCUGGAUUCUGAGAGCCUGAAGGCCACUCUUCUCCAGAAAAGUGAGGAGCUGAGAGGGAGCGUUGCGCACAGUGUGAAGGAGCUCCAGGUUCAGCUUGAGCCCUACACCGCUGAUAUCAAAGAGAAGGUUGACCAACAUCUGCAGGAGUUUCAGAAGACCGUGAGCCCCAUGGCUGAGGAUCUCCAGGCCCAGAUUGCUGAGAGAGCAAAGAUGGUUCAGGAGAGUCUAACACCCUAUGCUGAAGACCUGAAGGAGAAGCUGGACCCCUACGCCCAGGACCUGCAGACCCAGCUAUCCUCCCUCUAUGAGUCUUUCAUCAACAGAAAUUAAAUAUUGUCACAACUGUGUCUUUUCAAAGACUUUGCUGCCAUUUGCUGCUGAUAUAAUUGAAUCUUUGAUUCAUUUCAGUGUUAAAGUAUGCAUCUUCACUGUCUGUGAUUAACAACUGCACCUUUUCGCAAUAUGUGGUGGA
Triplophysa dalaica is the source of this 2240-nucleotide messenger RNA. RefSeq names its product apolipoprotein A-IV b, tandem duplicate 2 (gene apoa4b.2). Gene Ontology annotation, biological process: very-low-density lipoprotein particle remodeling; high-density lipoprotein particle assembly; triglyceride homeostasis. Lineage: Eukaryota; Metazoa; Chordata; Actinopteri; Cypriniformes; Nemacheilidae. The transcript is spliced from 3 exons. Gene Ontology annotation, molecular function: phospholipid binding; cholesterol binding; phosphatidylcholine-sterol O-acyltransferase activator activity. Bases 1331 to 2098 code for a protein of 255 amino acids. Gene Ontology annotation, cellular component: blood microparticle; high-density lipoprotein particle; extracellular region. The record is from RefSeq and is a predicted model, not a curated record.